Molecule: messenger RNA, 2965 nt
Organism: Talaromyces stipitatus ATCC 10500
Lineage: Eukaryota; Fungi; Ascomycota; Eurotiomycetes; Eurotiales; Trichocomaceae
Product: mRNA splicing factor (Prp1/Zer1), putative
Exons: 2
Coding region: 1-2826 (941 amino acids)
Biological process (GO): spliceosomal tri-snRNP complex assembly; mRNA splicing, via spliceosome
Cellular component (GO): U4/U6 x U5 tri-snRNP complex; catalytic step 2 spliceosome
Molecular function (GO): protein binding
Source: RefSeq, a predicted model, not a curated record
AUGUCAUAUGGAAGGAAAGAUUUUCUCAGCCAGCCGGCACCAGAGAACUAUGUUGCUGGUCUUGGUCGAGGAGCUACUGGAUUUACAACCCGAUCAGAUUUAGGACCAGCGCGGGAAGGUCCAACGCCCGAGCAAAUUCAGGAAGCUCUAGCGAAAAGAGCACAGCAACUAGGAGCUCCUACCCCUACCGCAUAUAGUAUAAGUCGGGAAAAAGGGGGAAAGGGUAAAGAGCAGGAGGCGGAAGAGGAGGACGAUGAGCGUUUUCAGGACCCAGAUAACGAAGUCGGCUUAUUCGCCUACGGCGCCUAUGAUCGCGAAGAUGACGAGGCGGACUUGAUCUAUCAGGAGGUUGAUGAGAAAAUGGAUAGGAGGCGAAAAGCAAGAAGGGAAGCCCGUGAAAAACAAGAACGAGAAGAAUAUGAGAGAAACAACCCUAAGAUUCAGCAACAAUUCGCCGACCUUAAACGUUCACUAGCUACGGUAUCGGACGAGGACUGGGCUAAUAUACCCGAGGUCGGUGAUCUCACAGGAAAAAAUCGACGAGCUCGUCAAAACCUCAGACAAAGAUUUUAUGCGGUUCCGGAUAGUGUGAUCGCCGGUGCUAGGGAUGCGACACAAUUUGAGACUACCAUCGCCGACGAUGGUACUCAAACGGAAAUCUCAAGCGCUGCUGGAGGAGACGGAAGUUUGACGAAUUUUGCCGACAUUGGUGCUGCCAGAGAUAAGGUACUCCAGGUGCGCCUGGACCAGGCGGCGCUUGGAUCUGCUGCCGAUACUACAUCAGGUAGUGCGACUAGCAUCGACCCCAAAGGCUACCUUACCAGUCUUACACAGUCAGAGUUAAAGGCUGGUGAGGUGGAAAUUGGUGAUAUUAAGCGUGUCAGGGUUCUGAUGGAAUCUGUUACACGUACAAACCCCAAGCAUGCCCCGGGUUGGAUUGCUAUCGCACGAUUAGAAGAAUUAGCAGGCAGGAUUGUUGCAGCGAGGAACUAUAUUGCCAAAGGUUGUGAACUAUGUCCGAAGAGUGAGGAUGCCUGGUUGGAGAACAUUCGGCUCAACGAGAACCACAAUGCGAAAAUUAUCGCAGCGAACGCUAUCAAGCACAACGACCGAUCUACUAGGUUGUGGAUUGAAGCGAUGAAGCUCGAGACGGAUGUCAGAGCGAAGAAGAAUGUUCUAAGACAGGCUCUUUUACAUAUACCGCAAUCCGUGGCUAUAUGGAAGGAAGCCGUGAACCUUGAAGAAGAUCCAGCAGAUGCCCGACUUCUCCUUGCAAAGGCUACUGAAAUGAUUCCCCUGUCUGUUGAGCUCUGGCUUGCACUGGCACGCUUAGAGACACCUGAGAAUGCACAGAAAGUAUUGAACGCAGCUCGCAAGGCAGUUCCCACAAGCCAUGAAAUUUGGAUUGCGGCAGCUCGAUUACAGGAACAGAUGGGUACGGCAAACAAGGUCAACGUUAUGAACAGAGCUGUUAAGGCCCUCGUACGCGAGAAUGCCAUGCCGAAGAGGGAGGAAUGGAUUACGGAAGCUGAGAAGUGUGAAGAGGAAGGCGCUGUCCUAACCUGUGGCGCAAUUAUCCGGGAAACUCUAGGUUAUGGGCUUGACGAGGAUGAUGAUCGACGGGAUAUCUGGAUGGAAGAUGCCAAAGCAAGCAUUGCUCACGGUAAAUACGAGACUGCUCGGGCAAUAUAUGCCUAUGCUUUACGUGUAUUUGUCACCAGCAAGACUUUGUGGCUUGCAGCGGCUGAUUUGGAGCGUAACCACGGAACAAAAGAAGCUCUAUGGCAAGUGCUCGAAAAAGCCGUGGAGGCAUGCCCUCAAAGCGAAGUUCUAUGGAUGCAACUUGCAAAGGAGAAGUGGCAAGCUAGCGAAAUCGACAAUGCACGACUUGUCUUGAAGCGUGCCUUUGAACGAAAUCCUAACAACGAAGAUAUUUGGCUUGCAGCUGUCAAGUUAGAGACGGAUGCAAAGGAAACGGAACACGCUCGAGAGCUCUUGAGUACCGCUCGACGUGAAGCCGGCACGGAUCGUGUGUGGAUCAAGAGUGUCGCCUUUGAACGCCAGUUGGGUAAUAUGGAUGAAGCACUCGAUCUCGUCAACCAGGGUCUACAACUCUACCCCAAGGCUGAUAAGCUUUGGAUGAUGAAAGGUCAAAUAUACGAGUCCCAGAAGAAAUAUCCACAAGCCCGAGAGGCAUAUGGCACUGGUACACGUGCUUGUCCUCAAUCAGUCCCAUUAUGGCUUUUGGCUUCACGGCUUGAAGAAAAAGCAGGUGUCGUGGUUAAGUCUCGUUCGAUUCUUGAUAGAGCUCGGCUCGCGGUUCCCAAGAACGCAGAACUGUGGACUGAAAGUGUUCGUGUGGAACGACGUGCGAACAAUAUCAGUCAAGCCAAGGUCCUCAUGGCCAAGGCACUUCAAGAAGUACCCAAUUCUGGACUCUUAUGGGCCGAAAGUAUCUGGCACCUUGAACCUCGAACGCAUCGAAAGCCUCGCAGCCUGGAAGCUAUUAAGAAGGUUGACAAUGAUCCUAUUCUCUUUGUUACAGUAGCGCGUAUAUUUUGGGACGAACGACGAUUGGAGAAAGCAAUGACCUGGUUCGAGAAAGCUAUUCUAGCGGACAGUGAUCAGGGCGAUUCAUGGGCAUGGUAUUACAAGUUCCUUAUGCAACACGGCACUGAGGAGAAACGACAAGAUGUUAUUUCUAAAUGUGUCAUUAGCGAGCCGAAGCACGGAGAGAUUUGGCAAUCGGUUGCUAAAGAUCCUGUUAAUUUCCACAAAACUACCGAAGAGAUCUUGAAAUUGGUUGUGGAACAGUUACCCUGUUAAGUGAUUUGCAUUUCGGCGAUAUAUAGUCGAUGGAGUUGGUUGUUUCGAUUGGCGUGGCGUUUGUCCUUGGGGACUAUUGUAUGAAUAGUUCUAUGUAUUGUUGAUAUCUUCAAAAUAAGACCAAUAAAUUACUUGCAUU